Messenger RNA from Vanrija pseudolonga, 1236 nucleotides. RefSeq lists its product as uncharacterized. Lineage: Eukaryota; Fungi; Basidiomycota; Tremellomycetes; Trichosporonales; Trichosporonaceae. The transcript has 2 exons. The record is from RefSeq and is a predicted model, not a curated record. Bases 37 to 1236 code for a protein of 399 amino acids.
AUCGCACUUUCUGCGUACUACAUCAGCGCAGCUACAAUGGGCGCCGUUGCCGACGUCCUGAGCUCCCCGGGACACCCGGAAGUGGUGGAGCGCAUCCUCGAGUUCCUCGACCACCGCUCCAUCUUGAGCGCGGGUGCUACAUGUGUCAACAUCAACGACGUCGUGAUCGGCUCGUCGCGACUGCAGUAUAUCCUCCGACGGGCACUGUACGCUCUCCCGUCGACCUAUGCGCAAUUCGCCCCGCGUAUCCCCACUGGCACGCUUGUCGAUCGCCUGUCUGACACCCAGCGGCGAUGGGACCGGCUCGAGCCGAAACGCGUCGACAUUGUCGAGCACGACCAUGAGAUGUUCAAGGCAAUCGCAACUCAGGGCGUUCUGGUUGUCGCGCACUAUAUCCAACGGGACAAGCCGUGGCAUGAGGACUAUGCGACGAGUGAGGAGGACGACAACGAGGACGACCCCGAGGGCUGGGACGAGGAUAUGGACAGCGCCGACAGUGACGAGGACGAGGACGACAUGGGCAGUGUUGACGGCGAAGUCCCCGCCAUCGACGUCAACGACGUCGGCGUGCCGAUGGAUGACGGGGCCGAAGAUUGGGAGACGGACGACAGCGUCCAGGGUGUCGACGACGACGACCUGGACGACAUGAUGUUUGGCAACGGCGGCUGGUCGACUGGGUCUGACGAUUCAGACUCGGACGACGAUGACGACGAGGACGCCAUCGCGGUGAGCAAAAGCUGGACAGUGUACGAUGUCGGGCUGCUGCGUGACGCGGAUCCCGCCGUCAAGUUCAAGGACGCCGUGCCCCACUGGACAUUCAAGACCAACAAGGCUUUUAGGAAGAUCGCCGCCUCGCGUAAUGGCAACGUUGUGGCUGUCUCUACCUUGGACAUUGAGGACACACUCGACGACCAAGAACGGCCGACGGGUGCACGCAUCGUCAGCACAAUCUACUUCUAUGUCCUCGUCCCCGAUACGCCAGGAGGCAGUUCCGAGCCCUUGGAUGCCAUCCCACACCCCGUGAAUGACAUGAUCCAAUGGAUAACAUACUCCACGACUCCGGUCAUCACACCAGGGGUUGCCACUCCGUGGGCGGCACACCCAUACUGGUUCGACAUCAACUUUGGCAAGAACAACACCAUCGCCGCUACAUCUAUGCGCGAGGCGGAAAAGGCAAAGGUCUGGCGCUGGACAACGGGCGAGUUGCUGUCUGCAAGUGUCACUGAGAUGAUGUGA